This is a messenger RNA of Oenanthe melanoleuca, 390 nucleotides long. RefSeq names its product histone H2A type 2-C. Gene Ontology annotation, cellular component: nucleosome. The record is from RefSeq and is a predicted model, not a curated record. NCBI's taxonomy places the organism in Eukaryota, Metazoa, Chordata, Aves, Passeriformes, Muscicapidae. Bases 1 to 390 code for a protein of 129 amino acids. The transcript has a single exon. Gene Ontology annotation, molecular function: DNA binding; protein heterodimerization activity; structural constituent of chromatin.
AUGUCCGGGCGCGGGAAGCAGGGCGGGAAGGCGCGCGCCAAGGCCAAGUCGCGCUCGUCGCGGGCCGGGCUGCAGUUCCCCGUGGGCCGCGUGCACCGGCUGCUGCGCAAGGGCAACUACGCGGAGCGCGUGGGCGCCGGCGCCCCGGUGUACCUGGCGGCCGUGCUGGAGUACCUGACGGCCGAGAUCCUGGAGCUGGCGGGCAACGCGGCCCGCGACAACAAGAAGACGCGCAUCAUCCCCCGCCACCUGCAGCUCGCCAUCCGCAACGACGAGGAGCUCAACAAGCUGCUGGGCAAGGUGACGAUCGCGCAGGGCGGCGUGCUGCCCAACAUCCAGGCCGUGCUGCUGCCCAAGAAGACCGAGAGUCACAAAGCCAAGAGCAAGUAA